This is a messenger RNA of Eupeodes corollae, 1383 nucleotides long. RefSeq names its product opsin Rh1-like. The record is from RefSeq and is a predicted model, not a curated record. Gene Ontology annotation, biological process: visual perception; phototransduction; G protein-coupled receptor signaling pathway. Lineage: Eukaryota; Metazoa; Arthropoda; Insecta; Diptera; Syrphidae. Gene Ontology annotation, molecular function: G protein-coupled receptor activity. Gene Ontology annotation, cellular component: membrane. The transcript has 6 exons. Bases 126 to 1229 code for a protein of 367 amino acids.
UCAGUGCUAAAAUGAAUUGUUCUCAGAUCAUCAGCAGAUUGUCUCGACGUUUAAAUAGCACUCUAUUGACAGCAGCGGUAGAGUGCUCGAGCGAUACAUUCUACGAACGAAAAUAAUCCUUCGAGAUGGAAAGUUCACAGUAUAUUGGGCCUUACUACCUACCUUUGACAAAUGGAUCCCUUGUUGAUAAGGUUACGCCCGAUAUGGCUCAUCUUAUUCACCCGUAUUGGAACAAAUUCCCGCCAGUUGAGCCCUACAUGACCAAACUUAUUGGAACAUGGUUGGCGGUGACGGGUAUCUUAUCUUUUGUUGGCAACGGAUUGGUUGUUUAUAUAUUUUCAACGACAAAAGCAUUAAGGACACCAGCCAAUUUACUAGUGUUGAACUUAGCGAUUUCUGACUUUGGUAUGAUGGCUACAAAUGUCCCAAUGAUGGCAUUAAAUUUAUUCUUCGAGACAUGGAUAUUGGGGCCAUUUAUGUGCGAUAUGUACGCUAUGCUGGGCUCCGUUUUUGGUGCCAAUUCAAUUUGGUCUAUGAGCAUGAUAGCUUUGGACCGAUAUGAAGUAAUUGUCAAAGGUGUUUCCGGACGUCCAAUGACAAUAAAACUAGCUGUGAUAAAAAUUGUUAUGAUUUGGACAAUGGCAACUUUCUGGACGAUUGCGCCAAUGAUGGGUUGGAGCAGAUAUGUUCCUGAAGGAAAUCUAACAUCAUGCGGGUUAGAUUAUCUUGAACAAGACUGGAAUCCAAAGAGUUACCUGAUAUUUUAUACAAUUUUUGUAUACCUGCUUCCUCUAUUUGUUAUUUGCUAUUCCUACUGGUUCAUUAUUGCGGCUGUUGCAGCUCACGAAAAAGCAAUGCGAGAACAAGCCAAGAAAAUGAAUGUCAAAUCAUUGCGAUCACAAGAAGAUACCGACAAAAGUGCCGAGGGAAAAUUGGCUAAAAUUGCUUUGGUCAAUAUUUCGUUAUGGUUCUUCGCUUGGACACCAUAUGGUAUUUUAAACUUUUUAGGAUUUUUCGGAUCGGAUAUCCUUACGCCAACACUAACCAUUUGGGGUGCAGUUUUUGCUAAAGCUGGUUCUUCAUAUAAUCCAAUAGUAUAUGGCAUUAGCCAUCCAAAAUAUCGCAUUGCUCUUAAGGAGAAAUGCCCAUGCUGUGUAUGUGGCUCUACAGAAGAACCAAAAGCUAGCGAUGCAACUUCACAAGCAACUAAUGCUGAAACGCCAGCGUAAAUUACAUAAGAAAAUUAUGGACUUUUUACUUAAUUUAAUUUUAUUUAUAUUUUAGUAUUAAUUAAGUUGUGUAUGUUAUGUCACCAUUCUUACUUUAAAUAAUAAAAAUAAACCGAAAUAAAGCAUUGACACCUGAAAGAAAAUUUUGCAUUUA